Molecule: messenger RNA, 4693 nt
Organism: Lepidothrix coronata (blue-crowned manakin)
Lineage: Eukaryota; Metazoa; Chordata; Aves; Passeriformes; Pipridae
Gene: SLC45A2
Product: solute carrier family 45 member 2
Exons: 7
Coding region: 50-1684 (544 amino acids)
Biological process (GO): transmembrane transport
Cellular component (GO): membrane
Molecular function (GO): sucrose:proton symporter activity
Source: RefSeq, a predicted model, not a curated record
CCGGAGCAGGCAGCACCGACCUGCCACAGCGCCGCGCGCAGCCGGAGCAAUGACCUUAACGAAAGAGAGCUUCCACAGGGUUCCUCCACCUGCUUCUGAAGUGGCCAAGGCUGAUAUGGACUGCACCGGAGAGAAGGAGGAGGCUCUGGGGCAGUCAGUGCUGAGGACUGGAGCAGUGGUGCCUGGGAAGCGAGCGGUGGGAAGGCUGGUCAUGCACAGCAUGGUGAUGUUUGGCCGGGAGUUCUGCUAUGCCGUGGAGGCCGCCUUUGUCACGCCGGUGCUGCUCAGUGUAGGGCUGCCCAAGAACCUCUACAGCCUGGUGUGGCUCAUCAGCCCUAUCCUGGGCUUCGUGCUGCAGCCCGUGGUAGGUUCAGCCAGUGAUCACUGCACCUGUAGCUGGGGCAGGAGGCGACCUUACAUUCUGGGUCUAGGCAUCAUAAUGCUGGUAGGCAUGGCUUUGUACCUCAAUGGGGACGUGAUGAUCUCAGCUUUCAUCGAUGAGAAUGAAAAGCGGCGGACGUGGGCAAUAGUCAUUACCAUGCUGGGAGUAGUGCUUUUUGAUUUUGCAGCUGAUUUUAUUGAUUGCCCCAUCAAAGCGUAUUUAUUUGAUGUCUGCUGUCAUCAGGAUAAAGAGAAGGGUCUGCAUUACCACGCCCUCUUUACAGGUUUGGGAGGAGCCCUGGGUUACCUGACAGGUGCUAUGGAUUGGGGUCAGACUGUACUAGGAUAUUCCUUGGCAUCAGAAUUCCAAGUGAUUUUCCUCUUCGCAGCCUUGGUUUUCAUAAUCUGCCUUACCAUGCAUCUGUGCAGUAUUCCUGAAGUCCCACUCAGAUACAAAAAUGAAGAGGCAAAGUUCUUGUUGGAAGUGACUGAACCCCAUAAAUAUAACUCCACAGAGGAGGAAAUCAAGAAUGGUUACUUAAAAUCAACAUGCACUGAAAUAAAGGCUGCAGCUAAACCAGGGAAAUGCACAGUUGUGUCACAGGAUCAAAGGCAGAUGACCCUUAAAUCACUCUUGAAGACACUUUUAAGCAUGCCAUCCCACUAUCGCUGUCUGUGUGUGAGCCACCUCUUUGGAUGGAUGGCUUUCCUGUCCAACAUGCUCUUCUUCACGGAUUUCAUGGGACAGGUUGUAUACCAGGGUAAUCCUUAUGCACCUCACAACUCCACACUUUACCUUACCUACAAAGCAGGAGUAGAGAUGGGAUGCUGGGGACUGUGCAUCAAUGCAAUUUCUUCAUCAGUCUAUUCUUACGUGCAGAAAGUUCUUCUGCCAUACAUAGGAUUAAAAGGACUUUAUUUCAUCGGAUACCUCCUUUUUGGACUGGGUACUGGAUUAAUUGGCUUGUUUCCCAAUGUCUAUUCCACUCUGGCUCUGUGUUCACUCUUUGGAGUCAUGUCCAGCACACUGUACACAGUGCCAUUCCACCUCAUUGCAGAGUACCACAGGGAAGAAGAGAGCCUGAAGCUGCAGGAUGGGGAACAAGCAGGAGAGCACGGACGAGGGAAGGGCAUUGACUGUGCUGCUCUCACUUGCAUGGUCCAGCUUGCCCAGAUCAUCCUUGGUGUGGGCCUGGGGCUCUUGGUUAGUGUUGCUGGCAGCGCCGUCACUGUGAUUUCAGCGUCCACGGUGUCUCUGGUCGGCUGCUGCUUCGUUGCUUUCUGUGUUCGUUAUGUGGAGUAGGACUGUGAGAAGUGACUGGAAGAAAUCUCCCCAGGGGAGUGUUUUCUUUCUGGGUCCGGAGCACUGGUGCUGUUGCUGUGCUGAUACUGCUGGCACAUCCUCCUUUCUUACCUCCUUGGAUCGGUUGCAAUUCCAGAGCUUUAUGAAAUAGAGACUUGAUAAAACUGGUUGCCUAACACCUCAGAUGCGUACACACACCCAGUGUAUUCACAUGCUGUGACAUGUGACAGCGUGUCUGCCAGUGGUAUUUUGAUGACCUACAUGAGGAGUCAUUACAAAACUGCUCAUUACCAGUUUGUGGAAGUUAAUAGAUGAAGUAUGUUAUAAAUUGAAGUAAUGUAAAAGGACAGAGCUGGGAAGAAAGUUAUUAUUUAUCUUGUUUUUCAGGUAUUUUAAGUUUGGGGCUGUUCCCUCCUGUAGUCAAAACCUGCAAGAGGAUCAAGCAGGUGUCGAAGGGCAAGCAGGGUGCAUCUAUGUUAUGAUUAGUAGUACUGCUAAAGGAGAUCAGUUAAUUAUCAGCCAUGGUUAAAAGCAGGUUUGGGUGUGAAAAAUGUUUGGAAUAUCAAAAAGAUUGAAGCCAAUUUUUUAAAAACAUAAUUGUAAAGUAAUUAUUAAGUACUGGAUCCUGCUGCUUCUGUAUAAAUGACAUGGAACUACUAGCUAGGCUUAUCAGGAAAGUCUGCCUAAGUCUGUUCUGCAAGUCCAUGUGUAGGCACCUAAAAAAUCUGCCUAUGGGGAACAGCUGCCAUUUCUUCCUUUUUUAAAAACUGGCCUCUCAAUUUUGAUACUGUAAUUGAAAAAAUAAACUUUUUAAAAACUGGCCUCUCAAUUUUGAAAAAUUGAGAAAUUAAAAAAAUAAAUAAUUGAAAAAAUAAACUUGGCUAAAGUAAGAAUUUGAUGAAUGGUUGAAAGCCACUUAAACCUUGACAUUGGAUAUGAGAAGUAUUUACCUUAAAGUAGCAUCUCUAUUUUCUCUAUUUUCUUCAUGCAUCUAGCUGUGAGUGAAAUGGCAUUUGCUCUUUACAGAAUAUUGUAAAUAAAUUCAGUUCUGCAAAGCACUAUCAGGAAUUACUGUACAGUAAAUACGUAAGCCCAGUUGUUUGUAUUUAAUUGCUUAUGAAGCUUCAUUCUUAUUUUUAUAAUAUUGCCAGAGUUUUGGAAAUCCUGUAUUUGUGAAAGUUAUAUACUGUAUUUAUGCUGUGCUUCCUCUGUCCUGAAAAUGGUCAUAUCCACUCACUAUGUUAUAUGUUAAGCCACAUGAAGAGAUCUGCUAAUGCAAUAUUGUUAAUGAACACUGAGAGACUACUGCCAAAUAUGGUGUUUAUCAUUGGUUGUGGGUUUUUUCUUUUUUUUUUUUAAUGUUGCACAUGUGUAAUCAACACUGUUCAGUCAAAUGCAGUGUUGAGCUGAUCAAGUCUUAGAAGCUCUGCAAGAUAUGAACUUACAACACCAGAAAUAAAUGGUUAGAUUUGAGCAUCAAGUGCUUCCAGAGGUGCAUCAACUUCAUCAUUUUUCUAUGUUUUCAAGAGUAGAGUGAGUCAUUUAUUCUCAGGAAAACCAGUCUUCCCCUAGUUAAAUUCUUAUUAAUUAUAACAAGCCUAUGGAAGCCUCAGCUACAUUUUCUUGUUGAUCACUGAAAGUGUCCCCUACAGUGUCCCCACUGUAGGCCCAAAAAGAGGGUCAGUGCAUGGCAAAUCUCACUACCAAAAUCUUCAUCCUGCCUUAGGAAGAAAUUACGUUUUACAGUUUCUUUUGUUUUGUGGCUUUUCAUGUCACACCCAUGGAAGAGAAAAGACUGAGGAAGACUGAGUCCCUGAACUGUGCUUGAAACACUUUGUGGGUGCUGAGAUGGCUGGAGCACAAGCGUCUCGAUGAGGACAAUGAGGAGAAAGCCAGAAAAUGAAGUAUCGUUGUCUUCUCCAUUCGCUUUAUGCCAUCGUUAGCUCACUAACUUCCAUUAACUCAGUAUCUCCUGGGAGGAAAAAUAUUUAUGAGAAAAAUGAGGCUUCUAUGGAGCCAUAAAAAUAUAGGUGAUCUGGUUUUAUAGGGCAGCACCAUGUAAAACUGUGCUCCAGGAGCUGAGGUCAUAAAGCUCUGAUUCUACUGUGAGGCUGGGAAAGAAAUUUUGCAAUGUUUACCUAUGUCUUUGUCAAUAUUUUCUUUGAGUUUUAAUGCCAUCAGAACAUUAACAUUUAAAUGGUCAGUGUUAUCUCUGCUCUGUUGCACAAAGAGAAUGCUGGCAUUGAUUCAGGCCCACAAAGUGACUGUAGAUCUCUAGCAAUGUAAGAAAGGUUGUGAGCCUGCAGACAGAAGAGAGAGGUGCCCAUAAUGUAUAUCAAUGCUUUUAUUUAUAAAUGUAUUUAGAGAAAACUGUUUCAGGAAUUCAUAUUGUCAUCUUUUUUAAGAUCUUUCCCUUUAAAAAAAUCCACUGCAUGCUACAGAAGACAGAAUAGAUUAGAGUCAGCUUUUCUUUGGAAGUCUCUUCAUAAAAAUGCCCUAUAUUGCUUCUAAGACUUCAAAAUAAUAUCUUUCUUUAUGAAUAUUUGUCAAAAAUAGCAAGCAGACAAAAAAUAUGUACAAUUUGGAAAACAGUGCUCAAACAAAAAAAGAAUUAUGAUGGUGCUCAUUCUGAAGUUGAAUUUCAAGUGUUAAUGAAAACAAUAUAAAAUGCUAGUAAUUCAUAAAAGGGGAUAUAAUAAGUAUUUCUUUUAGCAAUAGAAAUGUUACUAAUAUAUGUUACCAAUAUAAUACAUUACCAGUAAAUGAAAGGGGAUAAAAUAACUAUUUAUUUCAGCAAUAGAAAUGCUAAAAUGUUAAAAUAUUAAAGGUAUUGAAGAAUUGUGCCGUGUGCUACUAAUUGAAGAAGUUCUACCUUUUCUGUGCUUUUACAUUAGUUCUGGACUUGAGCUAUCAAUAUGAUCAUUUAUUGUACUUAAUAUCGACUUUUGUUGCAAUGAUGUGAGUAUAAAGUUGCAAGUACCCUGUGUCCGGUCUUCCCCAUCUGGUUUU